This is a messenger RNA of Girardinichthys multiradiatus, 1659 nucleotides long. Its product is annotated as transmembrane protein 271-like. Lineage: Eukaryota; Metazoa; Chordata; Actinopteri; Cyprinodontiformes; Goodeidae. Bases 542 to 1333 code for a protein of 263 amino acids. The transcript has a single exon. The record is from RefSeq and is a predicted model, not a curated record.
UUUUCCCUAGCAGUUUCUAUGGUUUAAUGGUUGAUUUGACCACCAACCAAAAGUUCACUUUUCUGCUGAACUUCAUUUUGCUUUUUCGCCAUUAGUGUCUGGGAACACUGGAGCCCCUACUAUAGAGUUUGAGUGCUCCUGGCUCAUUGGUCACCCUAUGAUCUCCUCGCUUUCUGCCACAAAGACCACCUCACUGCAUUCCAGCCGACAGGCUCCUCUAUUCCUGCAGGGGUUCAAAAACGAGGAGAACUUUAGUUCAGAGGAGCACCUGGACGUGGGAUACGGCGACCAUUGGCUGCGUGUGGAUUAUCGAUAGUUGCUGAGGGGAACGGCUUUGCUGACAUUAAUUAUUUAUAGGUUCCUGUUAAGCGGCGGGGAUGCGAGAGAGACGCCGCAGCGGCGAGGAUCGCCCGCUCUGAACCGGAGGAGUCACCGGCAGAUGAUGUCCCAGCGUGAGAGUGUUUCCAGAGGAGACGGAGGAGAGCACGAAGGAGGAUGAAGAAGGAGGGAGAGGAAUCGAGAGCGGCAGAGGUGGGAUAUAAUGAAGUUGAGUGGGAAAGGACUGUGCACCGUGUGCUCCGGCGCCCUCCUCUUCGUGUGCGCCCUGAGCGAAGUUGUCGUUGGAUUAAGAUGCGUCUCGCUGGGAUCUACGGUGAAGGCGCACUUCCACCUGGGCGCCGCUGCCGGGGCUUUCUACUCCGGGCUCCUUGUGGGGAUCGGGCAGGUGCUCCUGGGCUCGGCGAUGGUCUGUUGCGUGCAGAAGCCCGGGUGCAGAAAUUUCUUCCUCCUGGGUGUUGUUGUCUUCUUGCUGGGGGUCCUCACCGCCUUCUCCGGCGCGGUCGUGGACGGGGACACGGCGUCGUUAGUGGAAAGGAAAUUUUCCCACUACUGCUUCCACUCUGUUUUUGUGAACUCUGCCUGUCAGCAGCUGAGGGAGUACCAGCGGACUCUGGUCAUCUCCACUGUUCUCAGCACUUUGGAGUGCCUCCUGGGGCUCCUCAACCUGGUCAUAAUCAAACGCUACAAGGCGGAGCAGUUUUCUAGGAGCAGGCAGCGGCAGAGGCAGAGCAGCGGGGCGAUCGUGUUCAGCGAGGAGCGGGACUGCUCCUCCGCGGGGCUCCAGCCGGUGUCCUACAUCAACCUGGGUGUUUUCACCGUGCUGGACGAGACGGGGGCCGAGGUGCAGCGCGGGGGACAUCCGUCCAUCGAGCUGCCCGGAUACUGGCCCUGGGACCCGGAGCUCAAUCACUGCUUCCCGUUUUCAUACCCGAUCCCCAGCGAACUGCCGCCCGCGUACGAGGACAUUUUUCCCGCUGAGGCAUGCAACACAUAGCCGCUCUGGAGCAGCUCCCGUCUCUGCGGUGACAAUCACUGACUUUUUUUGCUUAAACAACCCCCCCCCCCCGUCCCCCCCAACAUAACAGUAAGUUACAGAAGAGGUUUUGUGUCAGAUGACCCCCCCUUACUCUCAUGUUUUCUGGUCACAUAUGGAGCCAGAGAAAAACAGGUAAAAGUGGCAGCCUACGGGCCAUGACAGUGCAGACACAUUCAGGUCCAUAAACGCAACAGUUUGCGGGAAUGAAUACAGUCGCAGUUGAUGUUUUCUGAAUGGCUGCUGUUAAAGUUUUUACUUGUGAAUAAAAUGUGUAUUUAACCUCA